GUGGGGGGUGGGAAGAAGAAGAAGAAAGGGAGGCAGUGCAUUGGCACUUUCAUUUGUAACAACAGAGGCGGGGAGACGGCGGUGUUGCUGAACGUGGUGCACAGGAUCAAGUUUCGCUUUCGCAGGGAAGAUCAUUCACGCACGGGUUGUGUUUGGAACAACUAAAAGACGUUCAAAUGGCAGCGAUUACAACCAACACCUCCGACGCCGCUGAUAUACGUGCAGCAGCAGCAAUCCUUAUAUUUUAAUUGUCUUGGGUUGUUAUUUUUAAACAAGAGCAAGGUUAGAGGAAGGACUCUGUCUGUAGCAGAGUUCUAUCUUUUUUAGCAACGUUGAUUACCGGUGGAAGUGCUCGUGUAGUCGUGUACGCAUUACACGUUCGUUCAGCAAUUGCAACGCCAAUAAGGGCACGAGAUAGUAGCCGUACACAGUGGACUCGUACAUUAGGCACCAACACAAUAUACUAACAUUCAGUAAGGGCUAAGAAGAAUAGGGUACAAACACUAGGCACACACACGCAGUACGUACCUACUGUAACAUACUGCAACAGGCACACACAAACACACAUCAACAUACACAUCUACCCGGCACAAAUAUACAUUACACACACACAGUAAGCACAUUACACACACAGCACAGAUAUACAUUACACACAGUAAGCACAGAUACACAUUACACACACAGUAAUCACAGAUAUACAUCACACACACAGUAAGUACAGAUAUACAUUACACACACACAGUAAUAUACAUUACACAUCACACACACAGCACUGAUAUACAUUAUACACACACAGUAAUAUACAUUAUACACACACAGUAAUAUACAUUAUACACACACAGUAAGCACAUUACACACACACACUAAGCAAGCAGGCAACAACAUAGACAUCUCGCCAAGACAACACACACAGUGUGCAGCAGGAAUGAUGUCCGGGGUGCGGGUCUCCCCCAGCAGCAGCAGCAGUGGGGGCAGCAGCAGCAGUAGUGUGGGGGGCAGCAGCAGCAGUAUGGGGGGCAGCAGCAGCAGUAUGGGGGGCAGCCCUGGCGAGGAGGCAGAGGCGGCAGCAGCAGGGGCAGCAGUGCGGGGUCCCUCUCGCCGGCCGCCCGAGCUGCUGCUGCUGCCCCCUCCCCGUGCCGCCGCGUGCCGCAGCCUGUUCGGCUCCCCCGAGCGCGGCGAGGUGGAGAAGGAGCUCAAGGAGACCCUCGCCGCCCUGGCAGAGGACCACAGGCGCCGAUGGAACUUCGACUUCGAGGCCGAGAGGCCGCUGCGAGGACGAUUCGAAUGGGAGGCGAUGGACGGGGCGAACGUGCCCGGGUGUUACCGGACGAGACCGCUGUCCAACAACAAUAACAACAGUAGUAACAACAACAACAGCAACAACAACAACAGCAGCAGCAGCAGAAAUCAUGGACUGGUUUCGAGCGUCAUCCCUGGCCUCCUGACACCGGCAUUGGCUGCAUCAUCUCCACCACGUGGCCGUCCGCAAUCACGCGGUGAUGAUGAUGACAGCCAGAGGAUCACCGCCACAGCUACUACGACCACCACCAUCACUGCCAACAACAGCACUAACAACAACAACAGCAGUAAGAACACUGACAGCAGCAGCAGCAACAGCGAUAGAGGAGAUGCAUUUGGCACGACGAGCGUCCUCCGAGAUGAAGACGAACACGGACAACCUGGGCGAGGGGGACCAUCAUCGGCCGGAGGAGAUGGAGCAUCACGAGCUGGUGGAGCAUCUUCUGGAGAAGAUGGAGCAUCAGGACCUGGUGGAGCAUCUUCUGGAGGUGAUGGAGCAUCAGGAGCUGGUGGAGGAUCUUCUGGAGGUGAUGGAGCAUCAGGACCUGGUGGAGCAUCUUCUGGAGGUGAUGGAGCAUCAGGAGCUGGUGGAGCAUCUUCUGGAGGAGAUGGAGCAUCAGGAGCUGGUGGAGCAUCUUCUGGAGGUGAUGGCAAUGCCGAGGCUUCGCCCGGAGGAGGUGAAGCUUCGUCGUCGUCGUCAUCUGCAGACGUCGAGAUGACUCCCCGGGACCGUUCAGCCUCCGCGUGCCACGACCGGACGAGGCAGUCGCCCGAGGCGUGCAGCCUUCACAAGCGGGGCUCGGCCCUCAUGGAAUACUUUCCCAAGAGGAAUAAGUCGGAUGGGAGCCCACCUCAUCCCCCUGGGUUGGAGAGUGGUGACCAGUGAGGAGUGGACUCCAGAGUGAGAUGUCCCAACUUUCACGGUCCCAGGCUUCCACUGCCGAAGAGAGGAGCGCUCAGGACUUGGAUGACGAUUACGAGCGCCAGCACACUCAGGGCGACAAUACAAGACAAAUGAAAGACAAUUUUUAGCACUGGACAGAUGGAAACCUUACAUGGGGAAGGCACAGAUAUAUGGGUUGCCUAGCGUCCUCGGCCAAUUAAAAGGCUGGUCCAUCGACUUACAUUACUAAUUUAAAACAAAAAACAUGGCAAGACUGUGCAAUUUUAUUUUGGGGUAUGCUUUGUGGGAUUUGUUUGUGUUCUUUCGAAGUUUAGUGUCAUCUUAAGAUGUAGCAAAGACAGCUUGAAGACAAUGCUUAAGCUAUAUGAUGUUUAUUCAUUUAAAGUACAGCUCUAAGCCAUGGAAUAAAAUAAUUUAAAAGUGAUUUCUUUUUUAUCAAUAUAAUUUUUUUUAUUAAAUAUUAUUUUCAUGGUAACAUCCAGAAGUCUAAAAUAGAUAUAUAAAAUUAUAUAAAUACAGCUGAGUUAAUGCUGUAAUUUGUACAGUUUCUGAUGAAGGCCUGUAUAAUGUUUUGAUCCCUUGCACACUUUCAUUACUCUGUCUUCAUUAAAACAUUCUGGAGGAUAAUUUUAAAUUUUCUCAAAAUCCAGGUUGUUAAAAUUAGCAGUAAACAUUAAGGCAUGUCUCCUUAAAGGUGAUAACUGUAAACUAAUUUUUUCACUUGCUUUUAUACAUUCACUUAAUACUUUGUUGUAAUGUUUUGGAAGAAUAACCCUUUAAACCAAGGUGCACUAUUUUUGUUUGUAUUUUGACGGUUUAUAAUAGUAUGAGCAGAUGUUUUUUUGUUUAAUGUUUUUAUUUCCUUUUUAUUACAAAUAUCGAUGACAAAGAUCAUGCUUUAUUUAAAAUCUAAGCAGCUGGAAUACCCUUUAUCCAUGUAUAUAAAUAUGUUGUUUAGAAAGUGGCUAUUCAUGACUAAUUUAUUUAUAAAUUAUAAGGCGCUUUUUCAGCGUAGUCCUGAUUUACAAAAAGGUUGUUGAAAGCCAAAGUGGCAACAAGAUAUUAUUUCUUAUUUGCCUUUCAUUUUUUUUUAAUCCUUUGCGUGCAGGUAGUGUUUGGUAGAGCUUUGCUUUGUUGAAUGCUGAGCCAAGCUUGGGAGAAUUGUUUUUUUUGUGUGUGUUUUCCUGAGUUUGAGCGAGCUCGUGUGUGUGUUUUUUGUCAUUGAAGGUUUUUAUUUUUGUAGUUGAAAACAAAUUUCUUGUACAUGACUGCUUUGGAAAAAUUAUUUAUUUGAAUAAACGGCACUGUUACGCAUGUAA
This is a messenger RNA of Lethenteron reissneri (Far Eastern brook lamprey), 3522 nucleotides long. RefSeq lists its product as uncharacterized. The record is from RefSeq and is a predicted model, not a curated record. Lineage: Eukaryota; Metazoa; Chordata; Hyperoartia; Petromyzontiformes; Petromyzontidae. Gene Ontology annotation, biological process: regulation of cell cycle. Gene Ontology annotation, cellular component: nucleus. Gene Ontology annotation, molecular function: cyclin-dependent protein serine/threonine kinase inhibitor activity.